Molecule: messenger RNA, 811 nt
Organism: Lycium ferocissimum
Lineage: Eukaryota; Viridiplantae; Streptophyta; Magnoliopsida; Solanales; Solanaceae
Product: membrane-anchored ubiquitin-fold protein 3-like
Exons: 4
Coding region: 198-554 (118 amino acids)
Molecular function (GO): protein binding
Source: RefSeq, a predicted model, not a curated record
CCACCCACUUUCCCAACUCGGAAAUCAGAAAAUUGAUUGAACACCACUUCCAAAAAAGGAAAAAUAAAAAUAAAAAAUAAAAAUCAGGCAGAACAUACGGUACCAUGUACAUACAUAGUCCUAGAUACGUUACUGUCACAUACAUAUAAAGAUAUAUAUCCUCGAUACACUCGAGGUGAAAAGGCUUGGGAUUGCAAAUGCCGGAGGAGGAUUUGGUUGAAGUUAAGUUUCGUUUGUUCGAUGGAUCAGAUGUUGGUCCAUUUCGAUGCUCACCGGCUUCAACUGUAGCUAUGCUUAAAGAGAGAAUUGUUGCUGAGUGGCCCAAAGAUAAAAAAAUUGCACCCAAGGCGGCAAAUGAUGUAAAGUUGAUAAGUGCUGGGAAAAUUUUGGAAAACAACAAGACUGUUGGUCAAUGUAAAACGCCUUUCGGCGAGCUACCUAAUGGUGUGAUUACCAUGCAUGCUGUUGUACAGCCAUCAGUAGGUAAAUCAAAAUCAGAAAAGAAGAUUGACGAGACUCAAAAGAAAAGCGUCUGCGCAUGUGCCAUAUUGUGAGAUUGCAAGUGAUUCAGUUUAACCUUGUGGAUUCUUCAAUUCAGGCCACCGCUGUGAAGUUCAGUUAAGAGAGCCAAUAAUUGGUGAACAGUGUGAUAGCUCAUUAUUACCUUGUUUGUUGAAUGACAUUUCAGUGCAACAGGUUCUAUUUAUUUUCAUGAAUUUGGUAGGUGUACAUUUGUAAUUGCAGAUUUCUUAUACAAAAACACUGAGCUGGGUUGCACUCAGAAGGAUUUUAGCGAGCUCUUGUUAUUCUA